This is a messenger RNA of Gastrolobium bilobum, 1455 nucleotides long. RefSeq lists its product as uncharacterized. The record is from RefSeq and is a predicted model, not a curated record. The transcript has a single exon. Bases 1 to 1455 code for a protein of 484 amino acids. Lineage: Eukaryota; Viridiplantae; Streptophyta; Magnoliopsida; Fabales; Fabaceae.
AUGGCAUUGGCAGCUCAACUCGCAGCUUUGCAUAACACAAUAAAGGAUUUUGUCAUGGUUAUGGAAGAAUCCAAGCAACCAGCCCCAGCUCCAAUAGUUGCUACAACACCUAUAUGCUCACUUUGCUAUGGUGCUCAUCUAUUUGAAGAAUGCCCCAACAACCUAACAUCGGUUCUUUAUAUGGGAGGCUUCAACUACAAUUACAACAACCACAACCAAUUUGAUCAGCAGGGAUGGCUGAACCAAGGAUGUAAUUUUUCCCAAAAUCAAGGCCAAAGUUACCAAUACCAGCAGCCUUAUCAUGGAUGGCAGCAGUCAUUUGAACCGGAUGAACCUUACUUACCUUGUUUUGUGCAGUCUUCUUUUGUUGAACAGCUAGAGCAACAUGUUGCAGAAGCUCAACCUCCAAAUGAGCAGUGGAUGAAUCAAAUGCUAGAAAAUCAUGAAGUUAUGCUUCAAGGUCAUGGAGCUAUCUUGAAGAGCCUUGAGAUACAAAUGGGGCAGAUUGCUUCUGCCCUUAGUAGUAGACCUUUGGAGACACUACCAAGUGACACAGAAAUACCUAAAAGGGAUGGAAAAGAAGUGUGCAAAGCCCUCAACUUGAGGAAUGGACAGCAAGUGGAUAACUUUGUUACAGCCCAACCAUCAACCACUCAAUCCUCACCUCAAGACAAAGAUGAUGAAGAGGAAAACAUUGUUGAACCAGUAAGGGCAGCAAUGAAAUCAAAUGAAUUAGACAAGCCUAUGCACAAUAUUGAGGCUCAUCAACCUAUAUCAAAGGCAAGACAGAUCCCUUCUCCUCAAAGACUCCAAGAGCAGCAACAGGAGCACUGUCUCUCCAACAAUUUGUCAGCCAAGCUGGAAAAUCCAGGUUCUUUUACAAUAACUCCUCAAAUAGCUGAUAGGUCACUUGCACACCAUGAUGGAAAAAUAGAGAACAAAUCAGUGAAAGUUUAUAGGUUUAUUUUUCCAGCAAAUUUCAUAAUAGUUGAUUUUGAAGCUGACAAGGAUAUGCCUAUUAUAUUGAAUAGGCCAUUCUUAGUUAUGGAGAAUGCUAUAAUUGAUUUUAAAACAGGAGAACUAACCAUGGGAGUUAAUGAGGGAAAGAUAACUUUUAAUGUUUUAGAAGCCAAGAAUUUCAUUGAUGAAGAUUCUAAUGAUUGUUCUGCUAUUUCUGUUUGGGGUCAUCUGGUUAAUGAUAAUGUGUUUUUAAAUAGUAAAAAUACUAACUUAGGAGAAGGCAACUUCAAUCAUAUAGAGUCUAAACCAGACAACCCACUCUUGAAAGAUUUGAUUCAAAAGAAAAUAAUCAAUUGGUUGGAUACAGGGCAGAUUGUUCUAAUUUUCAAGAUAAGAAUCAAAUUGUUUCCAAUCAAGUUUAGAUGGCUGAAGCAUUACUGGACAAGGCAUGUGAAUAAAGAGAAGAUUUUCAUUUCUUUAUUAGAUGCUGGAUGA